AUGGGCACGCGGAGCUAUGGAUCGUUUGUUGGGGCGAGGCCUGCCAUCGAGCAUUUGAUUGUAUUUGAGGAGAGAGAAGAGAUGUUUGAUAUGGGUUUGUUGAUGUCGGAGGCGUUCUCUCCUAUCGCACUAGAUUCUCUGCGUGUUGCGGAGACGAUGUUGGAUAGCCCAACGAUUCCGCUUCAGGAACUCGAGGUUUUUCACCCGCCACGCAGUAUUUCUAGCCUCUUCAGCACACAUUGGCUGAACGAGCCCCUCCGACUCGGUAAUCUACGUUCGAUCACCAUCGUGCUCGACGAUCAUUUCCGGGACCGCCAGGCCGAUUUUUUCGUUAUCAUAUGGUGGAUCAACAACUUCCGGUUGAGCGGACUCCCUGGUUGCGUGCUCGAGCGAGUUACGCUUCGCGUUGGGCGCAUUUCAAUGUUGAGCCAGUGGAAAGAAUUAGACGGGGCUCUGAAACGGGUCAAGUCGCUGAAGUUGUUAGAGGUCGAGAUCGUGUCGUUGGGGGCGUGGUUGAGGUUCGGAUAUGUGAGCCUGGCUUCUGAGCGGAAGUUGUUGGCGGGGUACAUGGUAUCCUAG
Guyanagaster necrorhizus is the source of this 579-nucleotide messenger RNA. RefSeq lists its product as uncharacterized. The transcript has 5 exons. Lineage: Eukaryota; Fungi; Basidiomycota; Agaricomycetes; Agaricales; Physalacriaceae. The record is from RefSeq and is a predicted model, not a curated record. Bases 1 to 579 code for a protein of 192 amino acids.